Molecule: messenger RNA, 912 nt
Organism: Hermetia illucens (black soldier fly)
Lineage: Eukaryota; Metazoa; Arthropoda; Insecta; Diptera; Stratiomyidae
Gene: ND-30
Product: NADH dehydrogenase [ubiquinone] iron-sulfur protein 3, mitochondrial
Exons: 4
Coding region: 72-851 (259 amino acids)
Molecular function (GO): NADH dehydrogenase (ubiquinone) activity
Source: RefSeq, a predicted model, not a curated record
GUAUUUUGUUAUGUAAAGGUGAACUGUCAAAAGAAUUUCGGAAGGCCCGUAGUGUAUUUGAUUCCAGCUGAAUGGCUUCUUUAUUACGAACUAUUUCUACGGGCUUGCGGAGCGCCUUGGUCAACGGAGCUGCCCGGACGCAAAUUGUUCGACUCUCAUCCACGGAAGCAGCCAAGACCGAGGAGACCAAACCAACGGUACGCAAACAUGAUGUAGCUGUUCGAGAACAAUUAUCUGACUUCGGUAGGUAUGUUGCCGAGUGCCUGCCAAAAUAUGUGCAAAAGGUGCAGCUGACCGCUGGCGAUGAAUUGGAAGUUCUCAUCUGCCCGGAUGGAGUAGUGCCCGUUCUACAGUUUCUGAAGGAUCACCAUAACUCGCAGUUUGCCAACUUGGUAGAUAUUGCUGGCAUGGACGUUCCAAGCCGUCAGUACCGUUUCGAAAUUAUCUACAACAUUCUGUCGUUGCGAUACAAUUCGCGAAUCCGCGUUAAAACUUACACAGAUGAGCUGACGCCUGUAGAUUCAGCUUUUGAAGUCUUCAAAGCUGCUAAUUGGUAUGAACGCGAAAUUUGGGACAUGUACGGAGUGUUCUUUGCGAAUCAUCCUGAUUUGAGACGCAUUUUGACCGAUUAUGGAUUCGAAGGUCACCCACAACGUCGGGACUUCCCACUAUCCGGAUAUGUGGAGCUUCGUUACGACGAUGAGAAAAAACGCGUUGUAUGCGAGCCAUUGGAAUUGGCGCAAGAGUUCCGUAAGUUCGAUUUGUCGGCGCCAUGGGAGCAGUUCCCAAAUUUUAGAAAUGCCAAUCCAGCUACUGAGGAGGUACCAACGAAGAAGGAUGAGAAGAAAUGAGUUAUGAAAAGGAACUUGUGAAUGUAUAAAUAAAAUCGAUGAAAACAAUUAGAAUUUAAUG